Molecule: messenger RNA, 1101 nt
Organism: Naegleria gruberi
Lineage: Eukaryota; Heterolobosea; Eutetramitea; Acrasida; Naegleriidae
Exons: 1
Coding region: 1-1101 (366 amino acids)
Source: RefSeq, a predicted model, not a curated record
AUGUCUUCAGUGGCCAAUCAUCAUAAACGUGGUGGAGCUAAUAGCAAUGGAAAGAGAGGACUGAACAUGACUACAACAAGAAUAAAUCAACAGAAAGAAAUUAAUGAUGGAGAGGGUAUGAGAGAUGAUUCAUCUCUCAUUAAUCAGAAGCUUCAAAAUAGUAGUAAUGAUAAUAAUAAUUCGGAAAGGGAGAAGGAAACAAUUGUUAAUUCAGAUCGUUUGAGAUUAUUGCUUUUUAAUCAUAAAAGCAGAAAUACAAUUUAUAAUAAUUCUCUAAAUAAGCAACAAGUAACUGUUAAGAACUUGGUCCAUGUCGGUGUUGAACAACAGCCAGCAAAAAAAUAUAAUCAUUCUCAAUCAGAAAAAUCAGACAAUUGUUUUGAUGAAGGAAAUCAAGAGAAAAUUAAUAGUACUGUGGAAGAAAUGAAUUCUAUUAUAAAACCGAAAUGGUUAAAAUCUAUUGUGGAUAAUCAGUGCGAUUUGGGUUUUGUGAAGGAAAAUGGAAAUUGUACAAAUAUGAAUCAUUACCCAAAGAUAAGGGAAAAUAAUUCUUUUAUGGAUACCAAAUCAAAGAAAGUUUCAAAAGAGUCAAUUAAUGUGAAAAAGAAGAAUGGUUCCAAUAGGAAAAUUGAAAGGACAGAAAAAUCCUUUAAUAAUGUAAUGUUGGAGUUAUUCAAAGAAAGGUCAACCGAAAUACAACCUCCACAAGAUAUUCAAAGUAAUGACACAAUGUUUACAAAGCUAACCAAGUCGUGGAAUAGAUUCUUAUUCUGGUGGAUUAAAUGGAAGAGGGAUUUCACCACCAACACCAUUCACCAAUUUUUGAGUUCAUAUGAUCCAGUGAUGAGGACAUUUGAGUGUGUUUUCAUAUUUUUCGAAACUUUUAGAAUACCCUAUCCUAUUCGAUAUGCUGUUCAUCGAAUCAGACACUUUUUAUAUUUGAUAUUUCAAUUUGUGUGGACAUCCACAUUUCUCUUUGAGGAAAAUUCAGAAUUUGAACGUGAGCUUUUAUCUCACAACAAUAGAAGAAACGACUCUCAAAUCUACAAUGCCGAUCCAAGAUAUUAUUACGAUGAUGUAAAUUACUAUUCACAAAAUUAA